Messenger RNA from Heterotrigona itama, 402 nucleotides. NCBI's taxonomy places the organism in Eukaryota, Metazoa, Arthropoda, Insecta, Hymenoptera, Apidae. The record is from the annotation of a GenBank genome assembly.
AUGAAACGUAUCCUAAGUGGUGUUCGAGCAGAAUGCAGACUCGAAGCAACACUCGAAAAUGAAAUCGAAGAACUGCUUCCCGGCUUGUUGCUCGAAAUAAUUCAACUGCACGGCGUGCCCGGUAAAAGGAACGAAAUUUAUUACAAUUGCUGCCCAGAACCUUACAUAGAUAUAACGUUCGUGGUUAUCAUCAGAAGGCGGACUCUUUAUUAUUUCUUCAACCUGAUCGUGCCGUGUGUCCUGAUUGCCAGCAUGGCCGUUCUUGGAUUCACCUUGCCACCGGAUUCCGGCGAGAAACUUUCUCUAGGCAAGUUGGAUUGGAUAAAAUUCUGCAUGCUACAGGUGUCCUCUUCCUCCUCCUCGAGAUUUUUGGGAGACUUUAACCCUUUGCGGUCGUAUUAA